AUUUAAAGCAGUUUUUUGUUUUGGUGGGGAAGACUGCAGCAGUUGGACCCGGGUGCAGUUAAACAAUGGGGGUAAGUAGAUGGAUUAAAUCUUCCUGUUUGUAUUUCUUUUAGUGUCACAUGCCUGCACUUAUCUGAUCCAGCUAACUGAUCGAUAAUUAAAACAUACAUUCAGGCAUAUUCUGACUUUCAGAGGAAGAUAAUCGGCGUCUAAAUCCAUUUCGCCUUGUGUCUGUUCAUUACCAGUUGCAAAUGUGACGUUGAAUCACCUUGGAUUUACUUGCUAGCAUAUUUUUAAUUCUAGGAAAGCUUAAUUAUAUAUUUAAUGAUACAAAUCCGCCCCAACUUUCUUCCUUGAAUCACUGCUUCUUUUAAUUAGUCUUUCCAUUUUCAGUUUCACUGUCUCGUUUGCUUCCGCGUGAGCUAAAGACAGCCGAAAUUCUAGAAACGACAAUAAAGUAAUAUCAACCAUUCCUUACAAAAGAAAGUUUUGUCACACUUUUAUUACGCAGCACUGUCUAAGCCACUUACAGUCAAUUUUGAGCUUCCGAGGAUAAUUUUGAUGUGAUUUCACUUCCGUCCUCAGGUAGCCGACGUUUGGAUCACUUUUUUUUCCCCGGGGGGACACUUCUCCUAGGAUGAAAAAUCUCAGGCAGUAGUUAGCUGAUUCAUUUUGAUGGGAAUAUAACCAAAACUUUCGUUUUUUCUUUAGGGUGGUGGUUCUAGCCAUGAAACACAUUACACCUACGUUGACAACACAGCGAUAGAAAGAGAAAGAGCGCGGCAGAGAGAACUUGAACGGCUAGAACACGAACGCAGGCAGAGGGAGCUAGAAGAAAGACUGCGCAUCGAAGAAGAGAGAAGAAAAGAAGAAGACAGGAAAAGGGCAGAGUAUGAGCGACAAAGGAAACUAGAAAAAGCCCAAGAGGAAGAAAGAAGAAGACAAGAGGAAGAAAAACGCAUGCGUUUGGAGAAGGAACUUUGUCUUCGACGACAUGAAUUGUUCAAUUACAAAUUUGGCAACAAAACCGGGCUGGAUAGUUUCGAGGGGUUGGAACUAGAUGACGUAACCCAACUCAGGAUUGGCGUCUUCGGAGCAACUGGAUCCGGUAAAAGCUGUUUUAUCAACACAUGUGAACGCACUGUGAGACAAACAGAAAAGGGAUCGGCUCCUGACAGCAGCACUGGUCAGGAAGGUACAAUCACUCUUCAAGAUUAUCUCCCUGAAUUGUUUUUCCGCUUGGUGGAUACUCGUGGUUUCUUCAACUACAACGCUAAUGAGAUCGUGGAAUUUCAAAACAUUUUGCACGGGAAGAUUCAGCCUGGAGAUAACGUGAUCCGUUCACCAGAAGACGGAGCCAGAGCAGCAUCCGUGAACCGUCAUGCACGUCCCACUUUUGCCAACCGACUUCAUGGGAUAAUUAUCGUUGUCAUGGCAAAUGAUCCGCGGCUGAGGAAAGGAACUUUGGAGAAGUACUUAAGUCCAUUCCGGGAAUUUUUGUGCAAAACUGGUAAACUGUCUCCUCCUGCUUUUACCAUUAUACUCUCCAGUUAGUGUUGAAUACCUUAAUAUAUAUGUGCAUAAUGUUUUCCCGGGGGUGGACUCCGCAUAUGAAAGGGGUGGGGAUGCUUGUCGUCUCGCUUAGGGGUGUAAAUUUCGGAUUUUGGUGUCACUUAGGGUGUUCUGGGCUAAACGCCAUCAGAUUUAGCCGUGAAGGUCUUAUCUAGGGUUGCACGCGAAAAAAUAUAAAAAUAUAUAAUUUAUCUGUGUUUUAACAUGGUCUCUUUCAGGGGUCAAAAAAGCUUGGGCAAGGCCCAGAUCGGUCUCCUUUAGGGGUUUAAUUCAAAAUUUCCGACGAGCAUCCCCACCCCUUUCAUAUGCGGAGUCCCCCCCCCACCCCCGAGAAUGUUUUUUAGUUGAAAUCACCUCAAUUUCCUUAACAAACAGAACGCAUUAUAGCAAUGUCCGUGGGUCAUAAAAUACAGUAUGAUAUCAUAUUCUAUAGUGUGCGAUUAAAUAAACACAUAAACUGUUCACAGUCCCCUAUUUUUUCGUGAGAUCGUCGAGAUACAGCGCGUCUUUCCGUUACUGGCGGCCAUCUUGAUCUUCAAAUGUACCGAGGGGGCGGGCGUCGGGGAUUAUAGCUCUAGGUUUUUCUUGCUUCCUCCCAAACCGCCCUCGUCCCCUAAGUAGUUUUGACACUCAUGCAAGAUGGCAACCCAUAUACGGAAAAAUAGAGGACUGUGAACAGUCUACUAAACACCAGAGGUUCACAAGGUAGGAUUUUACAAGUGGAAGCUGGGCGAAAAGCCAAUUUUUGUUACCCUGAACGAGGUCUCUACUAAGAUGGUUAAGUGUAACUAAGGGUUAAGCCAAAGUUUAAGUAAGAUUUUUUGUCUUUUUAGCUAGGAACUUGUUAGCCUGAGUAUCAGGCGUUUCUGGGGAAAAGGGGAAAAAUCUCUUCUCCCCUAGCCCCGUAGGAAGGCCUGAUACUCAGGCUAGGAACUUGUAACUGAAGCUUAAUACUGCAAACCUUACACCUAGAUCUAGUUCUGAUAGCACGAAAUGGUACAAUAAUGGGUUAAAAUGUUAUCCUUGGAUUAGCAAUAUGUUUUUAUGAAACCACCCCCAGGUCUGCCCUGGCUUUUUAGCGGCCAUUGGGGUCGAACGCUCAAGUUUGACCCAUUUUAUGGUAUGAUCAGAAAUUAGUUGGAGUCACUUUUCCUCAGUCUAAGAAUAUAAGUAGGUGAUGAAAGUCUCGCUUCUAUCAUCCAACAUUAGCAUUUUUUUCCUUCCCACAUUAGGACUCGCCCCGAUCACCGUUGUCACGCACCGUGACAAACUGAAUUCACAACAGGAGUGUGAAAACGCCCUCCGCCAAGCAUCAGCGGCUACCGGAAGUUCAUCGGAUCACACAUUCUUUGUGCACAACUACACAAGAGACAACAGUAAACGUAACCCUGAGACAGAGUGCAUGAUAUUCGACAUUCUUCACUGGGCACUGCUGACGGCCGAGAAGGCGGUGAAGGUCAUGAAACAGAGAAAAAUGGAGGAAGACGCGAAAGCAGUGAAUUCUGUUGAAGGUAAUAUAGCCUGAACACCCGAGGGAGUACUCGGUUAGGAAGAAUUUAGUCUUUUCAGCAGAAUUCGCGAAGAACGCACUUUUGCUGCUUCUCAAAAUUCGUCUCGUUGCUAGAUCCCUACAUGUAUGUCGAUGUCACUCUCGCUAGAUAGGUGAGAGAUCUGGGUACGAGAUUAAAAGUUACACGUGAGCUCAACCGUGAACGAGAGAAAUUUGCAAACGCUAAGCAAAACACUUUAAGCUCAGGUUGUUACGGUAGACUCUUUCUAAACAGAAACCUCGGAAAAAGCAGACCUCUAUUGUUGGUCCCAGCCUAUCUUACUCCCUUUAUUUGACUCUCUAUAAGACGAACAUCUCUCUAAGACGGACACUUAGUGCCAGUCCCAAAGGUGCUUAGUCUGCGGACACAUAUUACGUAUUUCUGGUCGUCGCUUCUCUCCACCCGGGUGGAGAGACACGACGACAGGAAAUACGUAAUAUAUGUCCGCAGGCUAAAAGGUGCCCUACUUCGAGCCAGAGAGUUGACUGUACUUUUUCAAUGUAUUUGUAACAGGCUGUUUACUUAAUAAACGUUUUGAAAGUCUACUAAAAAGGUUCUGAGUGUUUGAAGACCGGAACCGGUGUUAAUACCGGCGCCAUUUGUCAACAGAAUUUUACCAGGGUCAAGUAGGGAGCGAAACGUUUUCAAAAAAAAAGGUCAUUAUUUGGUGAAAAUAAACUUAUUUUUUAUUGACCCUUAUCAAUGUUUCGACCUUAUGGGGCACAAAAACAAAAACGAACAAAUAACAAUAACAACAACAACCCCUCAGAGGUUUGAAGGCGAUGGUCCCGUGAGCGAUCGACUUUCCAUUCUCUGAUUGAUAACUGAUCUUUUAAUAUUUUCAGCACCUGUCGAGGUCUUUCUUCGUCAUCUACAAAACGAACACAAGGGAAAUCACUGGAGUACCAGCAGCUUAAAAGAGGUUUUAAAUAAGCUGACUAAAGAUGACGUCACAAGCGUCAGGCUGCUGGCCAUGUGUUGGAGUGAUGUGCAGGCGCACUUUCCUUUGGGAAUGAAGAAAACAGUGGAGAAGGAACUCAGAAGCAGGAACAUGAUAGACUAA
Molecule: messenger RNA, 4185 nt
Organism: Porites evermanni
Lineage: Eukaryota; Metazoa; Cnidaria; Anthozoa; Scleractinia; Poritidae
Source: the annotation of a GenBank genome assembly